Lates calcarifer (barramundi perch) is the source of this 1470-nucleotide messenger RNA. RefSeq names its product RWD domain containing 4 (gene rwdd4). Gene Ontology annotation, molecular function: protein binding. The coding region runs from base 166 to 717 and encodes 183 amino acids. The transcript has 7 exons. Lineage: Eukaryota; Metazoa; Chordata; Actinopteri; Centropomidae. The record is from RefSeq and is a predicted model, not a curated record.
UUGCGCAUGCGUGUACUAGCAUGGUGACACUGGCUGUACCAGCUGGGGAAGUUGUGAAAUUACAGAGUAAAGUUUUAAAGGCAGAAAUGGGCUGUUAACUGUGGAUUUUUUAUAACUUUGAAACUGUAAAGAGAGAAUAUAUCACACAGACACAGAAGGAGAACCAUGACAGCAAACGAGGAUCAAGAGAUGGAGCUGGAGGCUCUUCGCUCCAUCUAUGAGGGGGAUGAGUGUUUCAAGGAAAUCAGUCCAGUGUCCUUUCAGUUCAGGGUAGGAGACCUUGAAGACACUAAAGCGUUCAUCUUGGACGUCACAUGGCCAGAGACGUACCCUGAAACGGCCCCACAAAUCUCCCUCGAUGCUUUUUUCAACAACAGGAUCUCUGCAGAGACAAAGCAGCUGAUCUUGUCGAAGCUGGAGGAGCAAGUGGAGGCUAACCUGGGGACUGCAAUGAUGUACACCCUGUUUGAGUGGGCCAAGGAAAACCAGGAAGCCCUCAUGGAGAACCAUAAGCCUGUAGUGACUGCUGUGACGUUGACAUCCAGCAGUGAGGUAACAACAACCAGCUCAACAGCCAGGAAGAAGGAGAAGAAGGAACAGCUGACCAAAGCUCAGAAGAGAAGGAUCAUCAGCAGAACAGAUAACAAGGGAGAGCUGCCAAGAGGUUGGAAUUGGGUUGAUGUUAUCAAACAUGUAAGUGAAAACCACCUUCAUUAAAAUGUAUUCAAACAAUCCUUACCACAAAGCACGGUUGCAUAGUUUUUGUGUGUUUUUCUUGCAGUUGAGUAAAACAGGAGGAAAAAAUGAUGACUAAGCCCAGAGGGCAGUGAUCUGGUGCUGCUUCAUACGAGAACCUGCAGUGAAGUCUGAAAUCACUGCAGCCUGUUGAUGCUGCUGUCUAGAAGCCUUCACAUCCAACCUCACCAACAUGUUACACUCACAGUGGCUGCUUCCACCCUGACAACCAAAGCAGGCAGGGUAACAGUGGACUUCAGGACACACAUACACACAUUCAACUACACUGAGACUUUGCACUGGGAUUUAUCAGAAGCCCUUGCUGUGUUUUAAGUGUUUGUUGAAAGCUGCCACAUGAAGAGGAGCGCAUCAUCUGGUUUUGUUCAUUCACUUAGUGAUCAGAUAUUCUGCUCGGUCAUCCAUCAGGGUGGAGUGCGCUUGAAUACUUGCUGUCACUGCCAUGUUGUUUUCAGUCAGUGAGAUUAGGCCCAGCUAUCAGGUACUGAGCCAUAAAUGUUGGAUUGCCUAUGUUGUUCUUAAUGGAUGUGUCAAAGUGUCAAGUAGCAUCUUGCUGUUAUUCUGAGGUAUCGUGACUUUGUGAAAGCAGAAAAAUUUUUAAUAACAAACAAAAUGUUACUUACUUUCACCACUUUCUUAUUUUGAUAAAUGUUUCCUUUUCCCUAUGAAUUCAAAACUUGUUUUUUUUAUAUAUAAAUAAACCAGAUUUGGUCUGUU